AUGUCAGACCUCACCACAGAGGAGCGCAUCAAGCUCGCAGUCUCGUUCAUCGAGCAAAGCCCUCCGGGCGAAGUAAACGAUGUAGUGAAUGCCAUCCGUACCAUCAUUGGAGACGACGACGCGCUCAUGCCUCACGCGGUACCCGCUUUACGCGCGUACAACCUCGCGCAGCUGCAGGUCGUCAACCACCCUGCCAGCGAGGGCGUCGACGCUCACUCCUCCCUCCUCUCAGACGCAACUCUCGUCCCAAACACCUCUCCCGAGCGGUUCUACGACCACGUCGCAGCCCGCACAUUUAUGUUUGACCACGUAACCCUCCUUCCUGGCGACUACCAACCCAUCACCCUCCCCGAAGCGGACGAGGCCUUCCGCGCAGCCCUCGCCGACUCGCUGGGCAACUAUGCGCGUAACCACUUUCCCUCGGGGCACGCCUCCGUGUCGACCGACCGGAUUCCCCUGCCCGUCAUCCAACCCGAGAGCGAGCAGACGGGCCGCAAGGAGGAGGAGUCGACCCCGCUCGUGGCCCGUACCCCUCUUCCCGAGGACGAGGUGGACGCCGAGGGCGGGAUGCAGGCCCUCGAGGAGGAGGUUGAAGCUGUGAGCCGCGCGGACGAGAUGGAGGAGAUGGAGGAUGAGGAGGUAGAGUCGGAGCGCGACAUUCCCGGUCGCGUCGAGGAUAACCCAACCCCGGAGGACGGGCCGCACGUUCCCCGUACCCAGGAUGAGGUUGAUGCCGAAGGCGGAAUGGAGGCGCUCGAUGAGGAGAUCGACGAGGUUUCCGCCGAGCAAGCCAAACGCGAUGAGAAGGAGACGGAGAAGGAGAUGGAGAAGGAGACCGAGACCGAGACCGAGCAAGCCCUCACUGCCGACGAUGCUGAGGACGCACGCGAGGCCGACGAGGCCUCGCCGGCAGCCGAGAGCUCACCCGUCCCCCCAGCGCCUGUCUACACCCCUCUUGAGAACCCCACUUUCACCCUCGAGAUCGUCGGCAACCGCUUCAACCCGUCCAACUUCUGGACAGGGCGAUGGCGCACCCGCUGGGUCGUUGAUCGCGCGGCGAAGUCCGUCGCCGGUACUAUCCGCGUCGACGUGCAUUACUACGAACAGGGCAACGUGCAGCUUACGACGGAGCAUCGCGCCUCGUUUGUGCUUCCCGAGGGCGAGGACGCCGUGCUCGCCAGUGCCAUUGUUAGCAGCAUCGCGCGCAUCGAGACCGAGUACCAGCUUGAACUUGGAGUCGUGUACAGCGGCCUCGGAGACAAGGCGUUCCGUGCACUGCGCCGUGCGCUGCCCGUCACCCGCCAGCGGGUCGACUGGGACAAGGUGAGCGGGUACUCGAUCGGCAGUGACCUCUCCAAGGCAUUUGCUUAG
Messenger RNA from Cutaneotrichosporon cavernicola, 1371 nucleotides. RefSeq lists its product as uncharacterized. The record is from RefSeq and is a predicted model, not a curated record. Bases 1 to 1371 code for a protein of 456 amino acids. NCBI's taxonomy places the organism in Eukaryota, Fungi, Basidiomycota, Tremellomycetes, Trichosporonales, Trichosporonaceae. Gene Ontology annotation, biological process: actin cytoskeleton organization; barbed-end actin filament capping. The transcript is spliced from 4 exons. Gene Ontology annotation, molecular function: actin filament binding. Gene Ontology annotation, cellular component: actin cortical patch; F-actin capping protein complex.